Messenger RNA from Talaromyces marneffei, 3150 nucleotides. RefSeq lists its product as uncharacterized. Gene Ontology annotation, molecular function: ATP binding; ATP hydrolysis activity; P-type calcium transporter activity. The coding region runs from base 1 to 3150 and encodes 1049 amino acids. Lineage: Eukaryota; Fungi; Ascomycota; Eurotiomycetes; Eurotiales; Trichocomaceae. The transcript has 2 exons. Gene Ontology annotation, cellular component: plasma membrane; endoplasmic reticulum; Golgi membrane. The record is from RefSeq and is a predicted model, not a curated record. Gene Ontology annotation, biological process: calcium ion transmembrane transport; intracellular calcium ion homeostasis; manganese ion transport.
AUGUCGCCAUCGUCGAGUCCUUCACUGCCGUUAUAUAAUGUGCAAGAAUCCCGGUCUCAGUCUCCUUACCUUCCCAAAACGAAGACUCGGGAGUCUUCCUCUAUAACUUCCUCCUAUGCAUUCCUACAACCUCAACAGGUCGCCGAUAGUCUGAAUACGUCCCUAACUCACGGAUUAUCUCCGGCCGAAGCUGAGAUUCGCCUGCGCCGAGAUGGGCCCAAUGAAUUGCCUCGCGAAGACCCCGAGCCUUUAUGGCUACGAUUCUUGAAACAGUUCAAAGAGACAUUGAUUUUGCUACUGCUCGCGUCUGCCGGAAUAUCAUUUUUCAUGGGAAACUUCGACGAUGCGGUCAGUAUCACACUUGCGGUUACCAUCGUGGUUAGUGUCGGGUUCGUGCAGGAGUAUCGUUCCGAGAAAUCUUUGGAGGCAUUAAACCAACUCGUUCCUCAUCAUGCGCAUCUCAUCCGAGAUGUUGCUGCGAAUGGCGGUGUGGAUCAGAGCCCGCGAAAUGGAGCAAUUGAUGCGGAUGCGCAAAAGACACACGCAGAUGCUCCGGCUCCGAUUACAAACGCUCUCAAAGCUUCCAGUACGAUAAUGGCAGGGAAACUAGUACCCGGUGAUUUGGUUCUUUUCACAACAGGCGACCGCAUUGCUGCCGACAUCCGUAUCACGUCAGCCAUUGAAUUGUCUAUUGACGAGUCUAAUCUGACGGGAGAAAAUGAACCGGUUCAUAAAUAUGCAGAGGUGCUACGAGAUACUAGCUUCCCGAUCAAACAAGAAGACACCGACUCUCCAUUUGGUCAACAGUCUACUUCGGGACUGGGUGAACGCCAUGUCCGGCUGAGCGAACAACACAAUAUUGCUUUCAUGGGAACGCUAGUACGAUCCGGAUACGGUCAGGGUAUUGUAAUCGCUACAGGAGCCAAUACUGAAUUUGGCAGAAUUUCGGCAUCACUACAGGAAAUCGAGAGUCCCAGGACGCCGCUACAGUUGUCAAUGGAUCGACUAGGACAAGAGUUGAGCUACGUUUCUUUUGGUGUCAUUGGAUUGAUUGUAAUUAUUGGGCUCAUUCAAGGACGAAAGAUUUUGGAAAUGUUCACCAUUGGAGUAUCUCUAGCCGUUGCUGCCAUUCCGGAAGGUCUCCCCAUCAUUGUCACUGUGACACUUGCUCUAGGAGUUCUGCGAAUGGCCAAUAGAGGUGCAAUCAUGAGGAGACUGCCAAGUGUAGAGACACUGGGUUCCGUGAAUGUUAUCUGCAGCGAUAAAACAGGCACUUUGACUAUGAGUCACAUGACAGUUACGAAGUUGUGGCAUCAUGACUGCCCAGAACCCGUCGAGGUUAGAGAGGCGGUUUCAUUGAAACCCGAGCCUGUUGUGCGAAAGAUGUUGCGCAUUGGAAAUAUAGCUAAUAAUGCGCGCUUGUCACGAGUGCAUGCUGAUUCACCUGCCAGCGCAGCCUCUGCUGCUGUUCUGUCGUCUACAAUGGACAGCUCCUCGAGCCACAGCCAAAGCAGAUGGGUGGGACAGCCGACCGAUGUUGCGGUGCUUGACCUUCUUGAUGCCUACGGAGAGGACGAUAUUCGCGAUCAAAUCAGCAGUCGUGUUUCGGAGACGCCUUUUAGCUCGGAGAAAAAAUGGAUGGGUGUUGUUAUUGGUGGAGCCGGAGCGGGAGAUAGUAGAGUCGCGUACAUCAAGGGUGCUCUGGAACAGGUACUGACCAGAUGCGAUACGUAUCUAACAAAGGAUGGCCGAGAAGUGAUACUGGACGAACCGCGACGCAAAGCUGCACGGGAAGCCGCUGAAAAAAUGGCAUCAGAAGGACUCCGAGUUAUAGCUUUCGCCAGUGGGCCGAUCAGAGAACCGGGCAGACAUCUCAGGAGGAUAGGUGGUAGCCGCAGUGCGACUCCAUCACCAAAGAUUGACCAACCAGCCGAUACCCACGACGAACAGUUCAAUGGGCUCGUGUUGGCUGGGCUCGUGGGAAUGAACGAUCCGCCGCGCAAGGAUGUCCGCAAGUCUAUAAGCCGACUCAUGUCGGGACAAGUCCGGGUGAUUAUGAUUACAGGAGAUGCGGAAACCACUGCAGUGGCGAUUGCGCGUCAACUAGGAAUAGUCGUCAAUGCCACCCCAGGAAGCAGGGCAGUCUUGCGCGGAGAUCAGAUUGACCAUAUGAGCACGGCGGAACUCUCGGAUGCAAUUGCGACCACUAGCAUCUUUGCGCGUACCACUCCCGAACAUAAGCACAAGAUUGUGCGGGCACUACAGGCCCGAGGCGAUGUAGUAGCGAUGACUGGAGAUGGUGUGAACGAUGCACCGGCACUGAAAAGAGCAGAUAUUGGAAUUGCAAUGGGCAAGCUGGGCACGGAUGUUGCUAAAGAGGCUGCUGAUAUGAUUCUUACGGACGAUGACUUUUCGACGAUUCUCCGCGCGAUUGAGCAGGGCAAGGGAAUUUUUUACAACAUUCAGAAUUUCAUUACAUUCCAACUCAGCACUAGUGUGGCUGCUCUAGGUUUAGUGCUUUUGAGCACAAUCUUAGGAUUUGAAAAUCCAUUGAAUGCGAUGCAAAUCCUGUGGAUCAACAUUAUUAUGGACGGACCACCGGCUCAAUCUUUAGGAGUUGAGCCCGUUGAUCCAGCGGUUAUGAACAGCCCACCACGACCGAAACACGCACGAGUACUUACACGACCCCUCAUCCAGCGCGUCCUCACUCAAGCAGCUUUUAUCAUGCUCGGCACUUUGAUCAUCUACGUGCGCGAGAUGGGUGACAUUGACGACGAACUCAAUCCUGGCCGCAUGUCUCGUGUAGUCACCAACCACGAUACAACCAUGACAUUUACCUGCUUUGUAUUCUUUGACAUGUUCAACGCACUCACCUGUCGAAGCGAAGGCAAGUCCGUCCUUCGAGGCGAAAUACCUCUGACGGGCAACAAAAUGUUCAACUACGCUGUUGUCGGAUCGAUAAUCGGCCAAUUAAGCGUGAUUUACCUCCCAUUCUUACAAUCAAUUUUCCAAACUGAGGCUCUGAAACUGUCCGACUUGGUGAAAUUGGUUGUCUUGGCCAGCUCUGUGUUUUGGGCUGAUGAGUUUAGAAAGUAUUAUAAGACGAUAAAGAGAGGAGGGCCUGGGGCCAUGUACAGUUCUAAUGUGUGA